Messenger RNA from Stylophora pistillata, 1037 nucleotides. RefSeq lists its product as uncharacterized. The record is from RefSeq and is a predicted model, not a curated record. Gene Ontology annotation, biological process: protein deubiquitination; signal transduction. NCBI's taxonomy places the organism in Eukaryota, Metazoa, Cnidaria, Anthozoa, Scleractinia, Pocilloporidae. Gene Ontology annotation, molecular function: protein binding; cysteine-type deubiquitinase activity.
AGAUGGAACAGACCUGUUUCACUUUGUCCAUGGACAUCAAACAUGGACUGAAUACCUAACACACAUGGAACAAGAUGGCGCUUGGGGUGAUCACGUGAUUCUGUGUAGCGCAGCAAACUUCUUUGAAACGUGCAUUCGUGUGGUCAGCAGUCUUUCCCAUAGCAGGGAUGUAAUCAUUACGCCACAUUGUCCUGUUGACGAUAGCAAACCACUUGUGCUGGGACAUAUUCAUGAGCUGCACUAUGUCAGCCUUCAACCCGCUCAAGAUGUGAUCCCCUUCUAUGUACUGGCUAGAGGAGAAUUUGCGCUAGAAGCAUACCAAAGAGGAUUACAAAGUGGCAGGACCUUUGACAAACGAACAAAGAUUUUAUUGAUUGGUCAGGAUAGUGUUGGUAAAACAAGUCUUGGAAAAAAUCUCCGAGGUGAAAAUUUCAAUCCACGUGAACCCAGCACUGAUGGAGUGAAAAUGAUGCCCGCUGUGAAGAAUGCAGGCCUAGGAGCAUGGAGAAAUCCUGCCUUUCUUGAAUCCACAAGUCCCUUUGAUUUCAAAUGUGCUGAACUGGUCACAAAGGAGUUACUGAGCAGCUCUCCGAAAGUCAAGGAUGCUGAACUAGGAGCACGGAGAAAUCCUGUUUCUCUUGAAUCCACAAGUGCUAAACUGGUCGCAAAGAAGUUACCAGACAGCUCUCCGAAAGUCAAGGAUGCUGGUUCAGGAGCGAUGAGAAAUCCUGCCUCUCUUAAAUCCACAAGUACGGAUGACCCUAAAUCUGCUGAACUGUUCUCAAAUGAGUUACUGAGCAGCUCUCCGGAAAAAUCAAAUUCAGCUUUACAAUUCACUGAAGAAUCAUUCAGAGAUGAAAGCACGAAGGCAAAGAAAGCCAAAGAGGAGUCUGUUGUCAAAGAGUCAAGAACAGAAGAACUUAGAGGUGAUGAUCUCACACAUGAAGAAGUUUAUAGAAAUACAACAGAAUCUAAAGGUAAGUUGACAACACUAAUAAGAAAGAGUUUUCGUUCAAUAUUAUGUACUUAUUGACUAA